CAUGCGCAUACCUAGGCUAGCUAGCAUGGCUGCCAUCAGCGGAGGGUGUGUGAAUGUUGUCGUGUGGCAAAGGCAGAGGAGAGACGGCGGAUACUCACCCUUUCCUCCCCACGACAGUGCCAUCAUAGAAGCUGCUUACGGCGCACAAUCGUCGUCCUGCAACGUCGGGGGGCUGAGAGUGGACUUGAAAAACAUGUUGAUGAAACAGACUAGGAGGAGCGAGUGUAAAAUCCAGCGUCAUCCAACAAGUAUUCCGGCAUCACCACCCAUUUUGGCCUACUGGACAUGGGAAGAGGGUCACACUAACUUUGCUGUCUACAGCAUUGGAGCCAUUCUAGACAUAGAACAGGCUUAUCAACAGAGACGUCCCAUUGUGGACCUGUCGCUGUGUCCGUGCAUGCUUCCUUACACUUUGGACUUUACGACAAUGACACAGAUGAGACACCAUUACCAGACACAGAGAACCAUCAAGAGAGAGCCCCUUCAUCAUGGUCAAUCACUGCAGAGCCUCUUAGCUCCUGUAUCAGUGGGUCACCCUGGAGCCCCCUUAGCCUCUGGGACUGGCAUGUUCUCCCUUGCCACUGGACCUGCCACAAACAUACUCAACUCAAUGUCAGCUGCUGCUUCUGCAGCUCAUUCAAUGAUAACCAGAUCCUCCUAUAGCCAACCGGCUACCUAUAUUCAACCCGCCCCCUCUUAUACCCAACCUGGUGGUAGUGGAGUCUCCACCACCGGGCAAACAGCCUCUGGUUCUUCAAAGACAACUGGUUCCACGGCUGCCCCUGGAAAAGGUCGUCGGGGUAAAAAGGGCGUGGCAGUGUCCUCUUCACCACCCCUGGGACGAAGGGGCAAGGAUGACUCUGGGGUGUUACAGGUACCUGAAUAUGCGGUGAUUGAAAAGACUCUGGAUAAGGACGAUGAUGGGUCGUGUCCGAUAUGCAUGUGUCAGCUAUCAGAGAAGUCGGGCUAUGAUGACGAAGGAGGAGGAGGAGGAGGGGGAGUGGAGAUGCGUCCUAUUCCCUAUGCUCCUCCGGUGGACCUCUGCAAGUUGAGGAACUGUGGCCACAUGAUGCACAGACCGUGUCUGCUCAUGAUGCUAAAGUCAGAGUCGACCAAGGUGCGAUGGGGAGAAAGUGAGAGAACACGGAGGUGGCUUGCUUUCUGUUCAUUGCAUCGAGUGCAUGCGCUUAGUCUGCACAGUUAAAGUCAUAGUCAGCCAAAGUAAGAGAUGGGGAGUGCUCAUGAUGCUAAAGUCAGAGUCGACCAAGGUGCGAUGGGGAGAAAGUGAGAGAACACGGAGGCGGCUUGCUUUCUGUUCAUUGCAUCGAGUGCAUGCGCUUAGUCUGCACAGUUAAAGUCAUAGUCAGCCAAAGUAAGAGAUGGGGAGGCGCAAGCCAUAACGUUAUAAUUUGUCCCGUACAGUCAUAUGUAGCACCCAGAUUAGGCAGACCCUACAUCGCAAAUAAAUGGGUGGACCCUGCUGUGCUGUAGUAAAUUCAUUGUCCACUCAGCUUACAAAUUUCCCAGCAUUACCUCCAUAAUUGCACUAGAACUAUCCCAUUGCCUGCCAGCAUAUAUAGUACCCCCCGGUCUAUUGGAGCAGUAACUAUCAAACACUCUCCUCCACAGAAUGGACUGACGUGUCCAACGUGUAAGAAGGUGUACGGGACAAAGACAGGUGACAUGCCGGAUGGGACGAUGGCAGUGAGACACACUCAGGGGCUCUCUCCCUGGUCACGAGGGAUCUGGUACCAUCGAGAUAGUCUACAACUUCUCUCCUGGAGUCCAUGUAUAUAUGUGUGGCCACGUUCGCAGAGACCUCGCUUGAUUGUUGACGUACAUGUGUGUACGGGGUAUGGUCAUGUACAGUCAUUUUGAGCAAAUUUUAUGCAAGUCUAGGGUGACUAGUGUUCAAGGAAAAAGUGGUAGGUGUAUAACCAUGGCCCAUAAUUAUGUACAUUGUCAACACCUCCUUUGCACUGUGUACGCCCGCAUCAGUGGGGUGCAGGGCCUACCGGAACAGUUCACCCCCAAUUCACAUGCACAGCAUGGUGGUGAGAAUCAAACACUUGUUUUUGUUGACAGAAUGGACGGCAGUACAGAACUAAUGGGUUUCCCAGGAUGUGCUAUUUACCAGACACUGAGAAGGGACAGAAAGUCCUGAGACUGCUGCAGGUUGCGUGGGAGAGAAAACUGACAUUCACUAUUGGAACAUCAGUCACCACGGGGGCCACAGACACUGUGGUCUGGAACGAGAUACACCACAAGACUGAGAGCUCCUCCAACCACUCGGGGCACGGAUACCCAGACCCCAACUACCUGGACAAUGUCCUAAUGGAGCUCUCUCUGCAGGGAGUCACAGAGUCUGACUCCUCUGAUGACAGUCUAUAGCAGACUGUAUAAUGUUACUUGAUUUUGUGUGCAACCUGCAGGUUUGCAGUAACCGAGUCUAUAUCUGUAUAUAUACCUGCCACCACUACACUGUACUGAUCGAGAGUAUGGAUGCACUACGCAUGCGCAGUCCGGCCCCUGAGGCGUAUAUACGGCGGCGCGCGAUUACGCGCGUUUGCGUGGCACAUUUUUGAAGGGA
Molecule: messenger RNA, 2590 nt
Organism: Geodia barretti
Lineage: Eukaryota; Metazoa; Porifera; Demospongiae; Tetractinellida; Geodiidae
Source: the annotation of a GenBank genome assembly